Macrosteles quadrilineatus (aster leafhopper) is the source of this 512-nucleotide messenger RNA. RefSeq lists its product as uncharacterized. The transcript is spliced from 2 exons. The record is from RefSeq and is a predicted model, not a curated record. NCBI's taxonomy places the organism in Eukaryota, Metazoa, Arthropoda, Insecta, Hemiptera, Cicadellidae. The coding region runs from base 170 to 499 and encodes 109 amino acids.
UCACAGGCGCUGUGUAUAAGCCUCGACGUGGUCUUGAAGUUCAUAAGUUCGCAAUGUCCUUCAGGAUGGCAGUAGACGGCCUCCAGUACGACGUUGUACUUGAGGGAUUUGGUGACACGCAGCUCAUCUUGUAGUAUAUCGAGCACCACUUCGUUAGCAGCUUCAAUAAAUGGCGAUCAUAAUCAUGGCCCUAGCAGCAAAACUCAACACCCUGGAGAAAGGACCAUACCUCCCUAAGAUCGACGUUUCGGCGCUUACUAACAAAGAGGGCUACUCCAUUGUGGCAGGGAGGGCAGUAAACACCAAAUACGGAGCGUCCAUCGUCCUAGACAUCCAUGUGCCAGAAAAGAGUGCCGACUUCUGUAUAUUCUUACCGAAGCGGUUCAGCGAGGCGUUGAGUUCAGAUGAACUGAAGGAAAUCGCUGAGAGCAAGGCAUAUCGGGUUCAAUACUUGGGGAUGAGCGGGAACUCUCCGAAUAUAAAAAUUUGGAAACAAUAAAUGUUUGAUAUUU